Pieris napi is the source of this 3811-nucleotide messenger RNA. RefSeq names its product rabankyrin-5. The transcript has 21 exons. The coding region runs from base 138 to 3686 and encodes 1182 amino acids. Gene Ontology annotation, molecular function: metal ion binding; protein binding. Lineage: Eukaryota; Metazoa; Arthropoda; Insecta; Lepidoptera; Pieridae. The record is from RefSeq and is a predicted model, not a curated record.
UACUGGCAACAUUGGAUACUUGUCAUUUGUUGAUUUAUUUAUCGAUACUUUUAAUUUUAUUUAUCUGAAAAUAAAUAGGAUUAUUUUUUAGAUUUAGGGUGAUAUUUGAUCAAAUAAAAUAGGUACUACAGGUGCAAAUGGCAUCAAGUGAAGUUACGAAACUUCAGCAGCAUCUAGCACUGCUUAAGGAGGAAUAUGGAAAGUUGCAGAGUCAUUGUGCUGAAGUGGAAAGGAAGUACACGCUGGCGGCAGCUUCCGCCGGUGAUUUAAGUGAAACCAGCUUUGUAGCAAGGCUGCUUAUGACUGUAUCAUCGUUAUAUGGAAGAGAGACAUAUUCUGAUAUUUCUAUUAAACUUCAAAGUAAGUCUAUGCCAGGACAUAAAUUUGUCCUGAAUGCACGGUCGGAUGAUUGGAAUGAAGAUGCCUUGAAAAAUCAUACAGAACUUGACUGGUCAUCUUUGCCAGACGAUGUUGGUGCUGCUCUCCUUAAAUGGUUAUAUACAGACCUUGUAGAUCUCUCCCGAGGAGAAUUAUUUGCCCUUCAGUUGAUGAAAUCGGCAGCCAGCUUUAAAUUGUAUGGUCUUGUUGGAAAGUGUGAACAGGCAUUAAUUGCAUCUGUUGGUGUAAGAACUUGUGUGAAAUUUUAUUCAGCUGCAGAUGAAAUAGCAGCAACAGCUCUUAAGGAGCACUGCUCUGGCCUUAUUUCUGCACAUUGGGAUGACCUCACAGGCGAAGACUUCGCCCACAUGUCGUCAGCCCUCCUCUACCGUAUGUUGAAGAGUAAAACACCACAACCGUUGCAUGGCGCUGUUCGGUUGUUAAGGGAAGACGUUGUAUUCUUAUGCCUCGUGGAAAACCACGCAAAUUUAACAGAUAUUGUCAACGCCAUGUCCUCCCGGGGUGAACUACCACUGGAGCUGGCGUUACGUGGACGUAGUGCCUCCAUUGCCACAACGCUGCUACAGCAUUGCGCCGACGCAGAUGCAAGAGGGCCCAGAGGAAGGACCCUGCUGCACAGAGCCGUUGACGCAAGGGACGCGUUUUCAGCCAAAUUUUUGGUAGAGAAUGGUGCGGAUCCAAAUCUAUCGACGAAAGAAGAAGGCGAUACAGUACUGCAUCUUAUAGCUGGUCUAACUGCAAGUUCCUGCGAUCCGGAGACAAUGGAACAAAUGGUGGAGAUCGCUGCUAUCGUUGUUCAGAAAGGCAUAGAUAUAAAUCGGCAAAAUAGAAAAGGAUUUACACCUCUCCAUCAAGCGGUAAUAGCAAGAAGUCAGCAAAUAUUCGACCUCCUUCUAAAACAAUCCAACCUAGAUACAAACUUAAGAACGAUCUCUGAUGAACACCCACCUCUAUACUAUGCAUUGGUAGACGAUCGGCGUGCGUCUAUAUCUUCUAGUGAAACACUGGUCAUGAACGGCUCAAAUCCUUUCGAUACGCCUGUCACAAACAAAAAUGCGUUUACGGAGGACCCGGUGGAGGGUAAGACUGAUAUUAUUGAGAGAGGUUUUGCUGCGAAGUUGUUAGAGAAAGGGUGUCAGCCGAAUCCUUUGUACUCGAAUACCGGAGAUAGUCUGCUGCAUAUUUUAGCCCAGGGAUGGUUUGAGGAAUCGGCAGUAUUUCUAGCAUCUAACCUAAAUGGUGACCUGAACCAUACAAACGAGGCUGGUCUGACAGCCUUGCAUGCAGCGUGUGCAAAUGGAUUAACUAGAUUAACCGCUACAUUAUUAGAAAAUGGUGCCAGACCCAAUUUACAGACUGCCUAUGGAGAGCACGAGGAUACAGUGUACAGACAGACUCCGUUACAUCUGGCGGUACUUAAUAACCACGAAGGUUGUGUUCUAGCUAUCAUAGAUCACAAAAAGUCACUAGAGAAGGAAGAUUCCUCAUCAGACCGCUCUAGUGCUAUACCAAAUCUGAAUUUGAAGAAUUCUGAAGGGUACACGCCGAUUAGUCUUGCGCUCACAGAAGGUCACAAACAUUUAGUAGGACCAUUGAUAGAAGGUGGCGCGGACCCCAACAUACGAAAUGGAAAAGGAUUCACAUUACUUCACCAAGCUAUUGUUGAAGAGGACUCUAGAACUGCAAUUUACUUACUCGACCACGGUGCUGAUAUGAAUAUGCUAACUGACGCAGGAGAAACCCCACUUCAACUGGCUAUCCACUGUCGCCUAGGCUUAGUGGUGGAAGCAUUAUGCGUACGCGGAGUUGACAUGAGCAAACUCGACGCUAACGGAGUACCUCCUCUUUGGGCCGCACUCGAUUCGGGACAGGAGGAAGUUGCUAGUAUUCUCGUCAGAAACGGCGCAGAUGCUGACUGUUGGGGCCCUGGUCCUGAUGGCUGCAUACAAACACUACUGCAUAAGGCCAUAGACGAAAACAAAGAGAAUCUAGCAACUUUCCUCAUCCGUUCCGGAUGUGACGUAGAAUCGCCGCGAAGAGCUGGUCCAUCCGGCGAGGGCUCAGACGUCGCAGCGGACAAACAUACACCUCUUCAUCUAUGUUGUACUUGGGGACUUACUGAUGUCAUACAGACGCUCCUAGAGCAUGGCGCGAACAUUAACUCCAAAGACGCUGAAGGCAAGACCCCUCUACACAUUGCUAUUGAGAACCAGCACGCCGGAAUAAUAUCCCUUCUCCUAUCGCAACCUGGAGUAGAUUUAUCAGCGAGGGACAAUCGGGGAGUCACUCCCUUCGCAGCGGCUCUCACUGCGAGGAAUAAUAAGGCGGCUCAAGCCAUUUUGGAGAAAAAUCCCUCAGCGGCCGAACAGGUUGAUAAAAAAGGCCGGAACUUCCUACACGUCGCAAUCCAGAAAUGCGAUAUGGAGAGUUUGAUGUUUUUACUUUCGGUGAAGGUAGAUGUCAACUCGCGGAUUCAAGAUGCGACACUAGCGCCGCCAUUACAUCUUGCGGCUGCAUCGGGAAAUGAAGCCCUUUUGAGAACUCUACUUUUGGCUGGAGCAAGGCCUAACGAUAGAGAUGCGCAUAAGCGUACGGCAUUGCACGUAGCAGCGGGCACGGGUGGGACCUCCCAAGCGGCGAUAGUAUCCGCUCUGAUAAGCGAUGGAGCUGAAGUAGGCGCUGUUGAUGCGGCGGGAGAUAACGCAUUGCACGUGUGUGCUCGCGAGGGUCACGCCCCCGUUGCACGAGCUUUACUAGCGGAUAGUGAUAUUGAUGCUGCUGCUACUAACCUUAAAGGUCGCAAUCCUCUUCAUGAGCUGUGUUGGUGUAAAAAAGAUAAUGCUGCAACUAUAUGUGAAACAUUCCUAGAGUUUAUGCCGGACUUUCCAAUCAAUAGGACAGACUUACAGGGCAAUACUCCAUUACUAUUGGCGUAUAUGAAUGGACAGGCUGCCAUGUGUAGGGUUUUAGUCAAAGCUGGAGCCUGCCUGGCGCACGAAAAUAAAGAGGGCGUCUCUAUAUUUAAUUAUCAGGUAGCGACAAGACAGCUUCUCCACAGAUUGUUAGACGCAUUGCCCGCUGAAGCGCCAUGGGCGGAAAGCGAUCUAUGUCAAGAGUGCGGUACUAAAUUCACGCUGACUAUGAGAAAACAUCAUUGUCGUCACUGCGGCCGAAUGUUGUGUAAUAAAUGUUCCAGUCAAGAUAUUCCCAUAUUAAAGUUCGGAAUGAAUAAACCACAACGGGUUUGCGAAAUAUGUUUUAAUGUCCUACAAGUUGGUGCCAGUUAGAGUAAGCUAGAAAGAGUUACGGCCCUACGUAGAUACAAUGCCUUUAGGAUUCGGAUUCUUUCAAUUGCAGGAUUUCUUUUCCCAAAAAUAAAAAAUAUUAAUAUAAUUUAAUAUAAAUAUAUUAU